Molecule: messenger RNA, 2207 nt
Organism: Conger conger (European conger)
Lineage: Eukaryota; Metazoa; Chordata; Actinopteri; Anguilliformes; Congridae
Gene: tspan7
Product: tetraspanin 7b
Exons: 8
Coding region: 93-842 (249 amino acids)
Cellular component (GO): membrane
Source: RefSeq, a predicted model, not a curated record
GAGAGACUGCGGUGGAUCAGCUGAGCGAAGCCCAGUGGAGAAUCACAGCAACGCGACUCUUGUAAAAAUUCUGCGCUUCGCUUUACUGUAGUAUGGCAUCCAGGAGAAUGGAGACUAAACCAGUGAUAACCUGCCUCAAAACCCUCCUCAUCAUCUACUCCUUUGUGUUCUGGAUCACAGGGGCCAUCCUUCUUGCGGUUGGAGUAUGGGGAAAGUUAAUGUUGGGACCUUACAUCUCCCUGAUCGCUGACAACUCCACCAAUGCUCCGUACGUUCUGAUCGGGACCGGUACCACCAUCAUCGUCUUCGGCCUGUUCGGGUGCUUCGCCACCUGUCGCGGAAGCCCAUGGAUGCUCAAACUGUACGCCAUGUUCCUGUCCCUGGUGUUCCUGGCAGAGCUGGUGGCCGGCAUCUCUGGCUUUGUGUUUCGUCAUGAAAUAAAGGGCACCUUCCUGAGGACAUACAAUGAUGCAGUGCAGAACUAUAAUGCCCAGGACGAGAGGAGCCAGGCUGUGGACAAUGUCCAGACCAGUUUGCGUUGCUGCGGAGUGCUGAACUACACCAGCUGGUACACUAGCAUCUACUUCCCGGCUAACGGCUUCCCGGUCAGCUGCUGUGCUAACAUGUCCGACUGCAACCCCCAGGACCUCCGCAACGCCACCAUCGGCCCCACCAAGGUGCACCAGCAGGGCUGUUAUGAGUUGGUGACCUCCUUCAUUGAGACCAACAUGGGCAUAAUUGCAGGCGUGGCAUUUGGGAUCGCCUUUUCACAGCUGAUUGGCAUGUUGCUGGCCUGCUGUCUGUCGCGGUUCAUCACUGCUAAUCAGUAUGAGAUGGUGUAACAGUGAGGCUGUGGAGCAGUGAAGAGGAGGCAUACGUCACCUUUGGAGACCGACGGGAGGACGGACACUCCCAGAAUGCUAGCACACUCCAUCUUCGUAUUUCUUUUCUCUCUUUCUCUUUAUCCCUCUGCCCCUUCACCCUGGACUUCUCCCUCUCUCCCUGCAUUUCUCUCUCCGUCUAUCUCUCUCUCUCCCUUGUAAAUUAUUGUAGUGCAUCAUUCCUUGACAUGCGGUUGUGCCAUGAAAACAAGCUUUCAGGAUCUUCACAGAAGUGAAAUGAGCAGACGAGCGCAGGCGGAGGCCUGGUUUCCAUUCUCAGCGAACAGGAUGUGCAUGCAGCACGGGCACUCUUCACACCGCCAUUUCAUUUACAAACAUUAACCGUAUUUCUAAGAAAACGCAGUAAAAAACUUGACAAAAUAAAACUAAAAGCAGCUUUAAUAUGUUUGCUUCCCAUCUUUGCGAAACUUAGUUAAAUAAAUAUGGUGAUACAUAUACAUAUUUACAUAGAUACUUGAAAAUGUAAAAGGAUAAAUUAUUUUCAUUUUUAAGACAUGACAUUUUAAGGGAGCUGUAGUCCCUGAUGUAAUAUUACAGGCUUCUUUUUUUCCUCUUUUUGACAUGUAUUGCAUCUGCUUUUUGCUGCUACGGUAUGAGGAUUAUAUUUUCAGCACCCAGUUUCAGCGUUAAUACUGCUCAAAAUGAACUGUGCCAGUUGCUUUAAGUGGAUGUGUUUGUGUUGCUUUUUCAAAAACUUGUUUUUCUGUGUUCAGUUUAGUCCGAUACUCAGUGAGCUCUGCGAUUCUGCCCCAUUCCCUCUAUAUGUGUUUUGUUUUGUUUUUAAUGAGAUAACUUUGGGUUUAGACUUUAGACUAUUCUGCACUGCUUAUUUGAUACAGCCUUCAUUGGUUCAAGGGCAUGCAUCAUUUUUCGAGGCCGCUGUACCAGUCUUAAUCAAAAUAAUGAACUAUUCAGUCUUGCACAGUUCUUGUACACACACACGCAUAUAGUGUACAUACACGUAUCACACAUUACGCACACAUAAAUAUUGUACAUGCAGGCACACUCUCAGAGCUGACCUCUACGCUGUGUUUCAGCUAUGGUUGGAGGCCUGACACUUCUGUACACUACACACUCAAAUAUACUUUACUUAAAAAACUACACUAUCCUCUGUUCAUUGUCUACACCCACCCCCAUGUACAUUGUAUAUUACUGUAAUCUGUAUAGCUUUCAGUGAACAGGAGAAUCUCCUUGCUCUGGGUUUGAUUAGAGACAAUGUUAUUCACGGGAUCUACUGAGAAAAGACAUCAGGAUCUUUGCAUUGAGCAAUGGUGGGACCCGAGAGAGGCACAGAGAGGGGGGGCA